AGAACAUUCAUACCGAGGCCAGAGUGCCAUAGAAGGUAAUUAUAGAGCCAGGAAGGUCAUUUUAUGCCAGGAAAAAUAAAAUGCUGGGUGUCUCAUGAAAUUUCAGAACCCAGUUUCAAAAGGAUCAUAACCAAGAGGAAAUAAAAUUCAGCAUGGUGGACCGCUCCACAGGAUAUAUUUAUUAAUGGAAUGUUUCCAUAUGCCAUUGCCACCAACAUGAGAAAAAAGUGAACAUCAUUGAUUUGAAGCUUGAUGAAAUUCCAAAGACUGCCUUUUUUCUUCUCAUUUUAGAGAAAAAUGAGCAGGCGGAAUUGCUGGAUUUGUAAGAUGUGCAGCAAUGAGUCCAAGAGACUCCCUUCAAACCUUACUCUGGAAGAAGUAUUACAGUGGGCCCAAUCUUUUGAAAAUUUGAUGGCUACCAAAUAUGGUCCAGUAGUCUAUGCAGCAUACUUAAAAAUGGAGCACAGUGAUGAGAACAUUAAAUUCUGGACGGCAUGUGAGACCUAUAAGAAAAUUGCCUCACGGUGGAGCAGAGUUUCUAUGGCAAAGAAGCUUUAUAAGACCUACAUCCAGCCACAGUCCCCUAGAGAGAUUAACAUUGACAAUUCAACAAGAGAAACUAUCAUCAGGAACAUUCAGGAACCCACUCAAACAUGUUUUGAAGAGGCUCAGAAAAUAGUAUAUAUGCAUAUGGCAAUGGAUUCCUAUCCCAGGUUUCUAAAGUCAGAAAUGUACCAGAAACUUUUGAAAACUAUUCCUGACUGCCACUCAAAAGUUUAAAUUGAAAAUUGUAUAUAGCAAGUACUUGCUUUGAUCUUUUACUUUAGGAAAGCACAAAUCACAACAAAAGAAGGAAUAAAACAAAAAUCUAGCUAAAAAUUUAUUUCUAGUUCCAAAGAGAAAUAUUACAAAAGGAAUGAACUCUACAACUCUUAUAAGUAAUACAAGGUAUAGGAUACCUAU
Molecule: messenger RNA, 963 nt
Organism: Urocitellus parryii (Arctic ground squirrel)
Lineage: Eukaryota; Metazoa; Chordata; Mammalia; Rodentia; Sciuridae
Gene: Rgs13
Product: regulator of G protein signaling 13
Source: RefSeq, a predicted model, not a curated record